This is a messenger RNA of Solanum stenotomum, 714 nucleotides long. Its product is annotated as secreted RxLR effector protein 161-like. Lineage: Eukaryota; Viridiplantae; Streptophyta; Magnoliopsida; Solanales; Solanaceae. The transcript has a single exon. The coding region runs from base 1 to 714 and encodes 237 amino acids. The record is from RefSeq and is a predicted model, not a curated record.
AUGGGCGAUGAAACUCCAUAUCUUAGUGCCAUUGGAGCACUUAUGUAUCUUGCCAAUAAUACUCGACCAGAUAUAUGUUUUGCAGUAAGUUUAUUGGCAAGAUUCAGCUCGUCCCCAACAAAGAGACAUUGGAAUGGAGUCAAACAUAUAUUCAGAUAUCUUCAGGGAACCAUUGAUAUGGGACUAUUUUAUUCUGAUAAAUCCAAGUCAGAAAUGAUUGGUUAUGUAGAUGUUGGAUAUUUGUCUGAUCCACAUAAAGCUCGAUCUCAAAUAUGCUAUUUAUUUACAUAUGGAGGCACAGCUAUAGCUUGGCGUUCAAUGAAGCAAACACUAGCUGCUACUUCUUCAAAUCAUGCAGAAAUAAUAGUCAUCCAUGAAGUAAAUCGGGAAUGUGUUUGGUUGAGAUCAAUGACUCAACAUAUUCAAGAAAUGUGUGGCUUUUCUAUGGAAAAAAAUAUUCCAACUACAUUGUAUGAAGACAAUGUUGCAUGUAUAGCUCAGCUGAAAGAAGGAUAUAUUAAAGGAGACAGAACAAAACACAUUUCACCAAAAUUCUUUUUUACUCAUGAUCUUGAGAAGAAAGGUGAAAUAAAUGUUCAACAAAUUCGCUCAAUUGAUAAUUUAACGGAUCUGUUCACCAAAGCAUUACCAACCUCAACAUUUGAAAAGUUGGUAUUCAAGAUUGGAAUGCGUCGUCUCCAAGAAAUUAAAUGA